UUUUCGAUAAUUUUUUUAUGAAAUUUAAUGCAUUAUGUAAUCGUAUCUUGUUUACUUAAGCGAUUACGAGUUUUACUUUGCAUAUACAUUAUUUUCUUUAAAUAUUCAUAUCACUUGGGUAUGACAUACGAUAAAAAUUCAUUGAUAGAUAGCUCGUAAUCACAGCGCAUUGUUGAUUCAUAUCCCUGGCAUUGAUGUAUUCACCAUUCGUUCGAGAGAGAACUAUUCAAAUAAUCGCUAUGGUACAUUGUACACUACAUCUCAUACUUAUCGCCAAAUUUGAACGACCAUUUAUCACACUGUCACUAAUCAUCUGUAUAUGCAGCAUGGUUCAGCUAUUGUCGAGAAUUUUGCGUACAUUGCAUGUCAUGAAGUUCAGACUAAAUUCUUAACUGUAUACAUUCUGCUCAUGAGCUGCGCGUGAAAUAAUCGUGAUGAAAUCCGUAUGUUUUGUUUUCGAAAAACGUUUCCGUUACUUUUCGGUGCGUUUCUUUGGAAAGCGGUAAAUUUACGAAGAACUCUUUUGUUUUAUUUACCUCAUAUUCAAAUAUGGAAAUUCUGACCUGAUUCAAUGUUUUCUGUUGUUUUUGUUUUCCUAUCUAACGUUAAUAUGCCUUAAUUCAUCAGCUCAAAAUUGUAUUUCUUUGGAGGGCCUGAGCUCGACUCUGCCGGGAAAAAUAAUAUUUAUAAAAUAUUUACCUAAAAUUCAAUGACGACCUUUUCUUAAUAAUAACAAUAUCGCAUGUUCGAAAAGUUAUCGAACCGUUUCUUGUGUACAUACUUUUUUUUUCUCUUUCCAUCUCUUGUGCACACGACAAAAGCAUCCAAACUUGCGAAAUUACACACCAGAAUUAGAACAUACAUGAAUUUUUGGAUAAAAUGGUUGUUUGAAUUGUCACUUAUUUCGUCACUUCGAAGCUGGUAUAAAAUCGAUCGGUUCAGGUGAAUGAGAGACAGUGCGAAGUGAGUAAUUGACAAGAUUGGACGCGAUAGUAUAAUUUGGUGACAAACAUUUGGUGCUGGUGUAUUCUGUUCCGGUUAUGUUAAGUGAUUGGUUAAAAAUGAAAUUAUUGAUUGGUUUAGUUGCCAUAAGCGUUUGUAGUGUGAGUGCUACGCCAACACCGCAAAUUUUUGGAGGUUUUCAACCACCAAUUUUGGGGCCUUUUGGAAACUGGUUACAAAAUUCGAUUCAAAAUAUUCCACGACCGCCAUUUUUCCAAAACGGCAUUUCAUGGAAUCCAUUCAGACCACAAACACAACCAGUUCAAGUCGCACCCGCACCUCAACAAGUAAUUCCAGCACAGGCACAUGCACAAUGGCCACAAGCUGUUGAAGUUCCCAUUCGACAAAUUAACAAUAAUGGAUGGUACUGGCAAAAUUGGAUUCCUCUUCCAAUCAUUCCGCAAUAUGGUCCAGAUCAAUCACCAACAAUCAUCAUCAUUUCACGUCCAGCAAAACCAGAAGUAGCUGAAACCUCGAAUGCAAAUGCAACAGCAACAGCAACAGCAACUGCAAAUUCAAGUUCAAAUCAAUCAACAAAUAUUUCUUUAGUACUUCCAAACUCAAAUGAGUCGUCCACUAAUUCAUCGGUACCAGUGCCCGUGCCAGUGUCAAACUCAAGUGAACCGACACAAAGUGCCCUAUCACUUUCAGCCGCAGUUGAUCAAUCUUCAUCGAAUGUUGGGUCGUCGACUUCAGCUUCAACUACUGAAGCAAAUACUUCGACAAUUCCACCUGAAAACAUCACAAAUGUGCCAGAUCUAGGUUUAACCAUUCUAAAUCCAGUUGUGCCUUUGGCUCCGUACGAACCGAUAACGGCAACUACGAAUGCUUCUCUACCCGAAACGACUGCCCAAUAGUGAAAUAUCGUUCAUACUUAAUUAUCGUUCAAUAGUAAUUUUUCACACCUUUUAUACAUAUUGUACAGUGAACCAAAUAAAGCGAAUUGAAUAACAUUAAAACGUUUCAAAAAUGUUCUACUUUUGAUGAGCGAA
Sitodiplosis mosellana (orange wheat blossom midge) is the source of this 1994-nucleotide messenger RNA. RefSeq lists its product as uncharacterized. Lineage: Eukaryota; Metazoa; Arthropoda; Insecta; Diptera; Cecidomyiidae. The transcript is spliced from 2 exons. Bases 1041 to 1859 code for a protein of 272 amino acids. The record is from RefSeq and is a predicted model, not a curated record.